Messenger RNA from Gambusia affinis (western mosquitofish), 6016 nucleotides. RefSeq names its product sodium/potassium/calcium exchanger 2-like. Gene Ontology annotation, cellular component: membrane. Gene Ontology annotation, biological process: long-term synaptic potentiation; intracellular calcium ion homeostasis; calcium ion transmembrane transport. The transcript has 12 exons. The record is from RefSeq and is a predicted model, not a curated record. The coding region runs from base 550 to 2499 and encodes 649 amino acids. Gene Ontology annotation, molecular function: calcium channel activity; calcium, potassium:sodium antiporter activity. NCBI's taxonomy places the organism in Eukaryota, Metazoa, Chordata, Actinopteri, Cyprinodontiformes, Poeciliidae.
CUCCCUCUAAACUGAAACAUCACCAAAACCUCCUCUGCGUGAACCAAACAGAGGAGGGACGCAGCCUGCCGCUUACCUGGCUUCUAUUAACCUGUUAUUAAUAAACCCGGCAGAUCACGUGGUCGGCCACGCCGAGAACACCAUCCAUCGUUUUCAACAACUAGAGGUGAUUUCUCUGCGCUCAUCACCGUGAAGGAUGCUGCUGAUCCCGCUGCUGUGAAGCUCUCUCUCUCUGUGUGUGUUUGUUUACAGAGCUCCUCCUCUAUCGUCAGCGAGUGGUCACAUUUUUUUUUUUUUUUUUUGCUCAAUGAGAGCAAAAGGGCACCGGCGAGGAUUUCCUAAUCUCAACGCGCAGCCGAGCCGUGCGCCUGUUUUUCUCUCGCCUGUGUCAAAGUGAAGGCUGAUAUGAUGACAUCCUUUGGAAAACUGGAUCCCGGACAGCACCGAAAACCUUCUCAUCUUAUUUGAAUCUGUUGGGAAAUACAAUGCUUAACUCCCCAAAGUUCCUAACCACCUGUUAAGAGCGAGGACACUGAGAGCUGCACCAUCAUGGCUUCAGAUCAGCCCAGCAUGGACUGUUCGGAGAAAAGAUCUGCAGAAGGUGCAGGCUGCAAGCAGCUGGGACGGAGAUAUUUGCGGAAAAAGCUCCGGCCUGUUCGGGUUUUGGGGUUGGUCUUCAGCCUGGUGGCUUUAAGUGCCGUCUCCAUCAGUGCCUUGAGCCGGAGUUCAGAUGGGCUCAGCGAGCCAUCGCUCCCCCAGGUGGAUCUUCAGCAGUCAGCCCCACACAGGACACUACUUUUCACCCCACAUCAGGGGGACCCAAAUGUGUCAGUCGACAUGCCCAUAGCCAUGAAGUCCACAGCAGAUGACAAUGAGACACAGGGGGAGUACCCACAAGACCUUUUUACCCUGGAGGAGAGGCGACAAGGAGCAGUGGUCCUCCAUAUGUUUGGCAUGAUCUACAUGUUCAUUGCCUUAGCCAUCGUGUGUGACGAAUUUUUUGUUCCAGCACUGACGGUAAUCACAGAGAAGCUCUCCAUCUCAGACGACGUGGCAGGUGCCACCUUCAUGGCGGCUGGCGGUUCGGCCCCAGAGCUCUUCACCUCCAUCAUUGGAGUCUUCAUCUCUCACAGCAACGUGGGCAUCGGCACCAUUGUAGGCUCGGCCGUCUUUAACAUCCUCUUUGUCAUCGGGAUGUGCGCCAUCUUCUCCAAGGAGAUCCUCAACCUGACAUGGUGGCCGCUCUUCCGCGACGUGUCUUUCUACAUCCUGGAUCUGAUCAUGCUCAUCAUCUUCUUCUUGGAUAACAUCAUCACCAUCUGGGAAAGUAUCACUCUGCUCUCCGCCUACGCUGCCUAUGUGAUCUUUAUGAAGUUCAACAGCACGGUUGAGGGCUUUGUCAAGGGUUGCAUACACAAGAACCAAGUGGUGGAAGUAGAGGUACAACCCAAGGAUGAGAAGUUGAGCCCCGGGGUGCCAGACGACGAUGGCAAGUUGUCGGCCAGGCCUCGCCUGCAAAGGGGCGGCAGCUCUGCUUCUCUGCACAACAGUUUGAUGAGAAACAGCAUUUUCCAGCUGAUGAUUCACACACUGGACCCUUUAAGUGAAGAAUUUGCUGACUCUGAGCUUGGGACUUAUGGGAAACUAAAAUAUUAUCACUCAAUGACUGAGGAAGGUAAAUUUCGUGAGAAGGCGUCUAUCCUUCACAAGAUCGCUAAAAAGAAAUGCCAGGUGGAGGACAGCGAGAAGGCCAACGGAGUAGCAAGCCGUGCAGAAAAAAAUCUUCCAAACAGCUCCAGCGUGGAAGUGGAGGUGACCCCACCUAUGAACGGAACAGCGGGGCAAGAGGGAGAGACGGCUGAAGAUGAGGAAGAGGAGGACCAGCCUCUGAGCCUGUCCUGGCCCGAAUCCAAUCGCAAGCGCUUCACCUACCUCUUUAUCAUACCCAUCGUCCUUCCCCUGUGGCUGACUCUUCCUGACGUCAGGAAAACGUCGUCAAAAAAGUUCUUCCCCGUUACGUUCCUGGGGGCCAUCUGCUGGAUUGCAGGAUUCUCCUAUCUGAUGGUGUGGUGGGCUCACCAGGUUGGCGAGACCAUCGGGAUUACAGAAGAGAUUAUGGGUCUGACUAUAUUAGCAGCUGGAACCUCUAUCCCCGACCUCAUCACCAGUGUCAUUGUGGCACGCAAGGGGCUGGGCGAUAUGGCUGUAUCCAGCUCUGUGGGCUCCAACAUCUUCGACAUCACUGUUGGGCUGCCGUUUCCCUGGUUAGUGUGGUCCAUGUUCCGCGGCUUCAUCCCGGUGCAGGUCAGCUCCAACGGCCUCUUCUGCGCCAUCGUGCUCCUCUUCCUCAUGCUCCUCUUCGUCAUCAUCUCCAUCGCUGCGUGCAAGUGGCGAAUGAGCAAGCUUUUAGGCUUCAUCAUGUUCAUGCUGUACUUUGUCUUCCUGGUGGUUAGCGUCAUGCUGGAGGACAGGGUGAUCAGCUGCCCCGUGUCCGUCUGAUAGGCCCGCCGGGGAGCUCACUCACCUCGUCACCAUCCAACAACCAUCCAUACAGCCUGCCGUCGAUCUCACCUGACCCUCAUAAUCCUUUACACCACAAGAACCAAGCGUGAGGAGUAAAGAAAAACGGGACGAAACAUGGAAUCUGCGAACAAUUUUGGCCCACGGUAAGAGGGAGGGGGAUGAUGAGGUUUUAUCUAGAAAAGAUUUUGUGGACAAUUUUUUUGAGGAGGGGCGCGAGCCAAACAAAAGGUAUUAUGCAUGCAAUUAGGCUCACUGGAGGAACUGGAUUCAAGUCGUCGCCUGACAAGUUGGAGUAGCAGCGUGCUCACAUUUUUCACAGCAAAAACGCCACGACUUGAGCAGCAACUGUGAGCACAUUUGAACGGACAAGCUCGCUCAGCAGGCUGAAACAAAUGUUGGAUGCGGAUGAAUUUAUUCAUGAGGACAUGGCAGACUCUGCGGAUGAGUGUUUCGCUCCAAAGCCGAUGGUAUCGAGACUCUCGUGUGAGAUUUCUGCAGACAAACUUUUCCUCCUUUUUUGUUCUUUUUUUCUUUUUCUUUUUUUUUUUUUGCGGAUCCAUCUGUGCUCGGUCUUUAUGACACGUUUCAGCCUUCAUCCUGUCCUGCCAAUUGUCGUCGACACAUUUCCACUGAGCAUUUUUUUAUUUAUUUUUUCUGGCUCAAUAGAAGUAGCAGUAGGUUUACAGUAACAGUAUUAUUCGACGUGAAGCCAUCUUAACAGUCUGCUUAUCUUCUUCUCUCGCUGAUUGUACAGAAUCCUCCAUGCUUCACAUGUACCGAUUUUAAAAAAAGUUUUAAAAAAGCCUGACUGAAGUAUAGACACUAGCCUUCAAAUAUCUCACACAGUUUGGGAGAAAUGCAUGAGUACAUAGGCUCAAUAAAGUUAAAUACCUAAAUACCUAGAAGUACUACAUCAAAAGGAUGUUUACCAUGUUUAAGCAUCAUGGUUGGCUUAGAUUAGUCAAUGUGCAGUGCUUAGUUCAUCAUAAAACUUGCCUCAAGUCACCUAAUGAAACCGUUUGAGGUACAAGUAACAAGGCAUAAAUUGCAUGGGGAAAAAAAAAAGACCCUUCAGGGUGAGAAAAUAACUAACAUAAAGAAAGUUGUAUACAAAAAACAGCAUACUUUUGUUUUUAACUACUUUUUUGCAAAUCAAGACUCAAUCUCUAUGUAUGGUCAACAAUAUCUAUCAAGCUGUCUAUCAAACCAUUUUCUCUCUAAUCAAAGGUGCUUUUGUGUGCAUGUGUGCAAAUGUGCAUUUGGAGUCACCACACUGAAAUUUACUCACCUUUAGAGGCAUUUUGCAUAAUGUAUGCACACCAAUUUGUCUCUCUUUAAGCUACGUAGAAUGUGGAAAACUCACAGACUUUAUAGCAAUAUACCACAUGUUGUCUUUGAAAGUGUAAUCGCUCCAAGCAUGUUUUGCUAAUUUGGGAUUUUCUUAUCAGACGCCAUCAGUGGGGGAUGGGCAACAAUAAGCAGUACACCAAUUUUCAUUUUAAAAUGUGACGCGUUAAAUUGGAAAAAACAAAUCUUUCUUUCUUCUUUUUUGGGCGCAAAAACAGAUGAGAAGAAAUCAAUAUGUUUUGCUUGAUUUUACUGAAUAACAAUGCAUAAAAUUGUAGUUAAAAAGGAAUGCUGACACUUCCACUUGAGGUAGUAGCAUAAUUUUUGGUGGGUUUAUUUUCUUCCUUUUUGUAUCUGUUUAGUUGUGGAAACAACACAUGGGACACCAUUGGAGUGUGCAAAGGAAACAGCACCUCCUCCAGUCACAGGAUCACAAAGAACAGAUGCUAUUAGCAGCUAAAUCUAAUUUCACCACUUGUGCUCCUUCUUAGUCCUUAACCCUAACAGGUAAGGGUUAAGGACUACCUUAACCCUUUUGUUUCCAUGGAGUAAGGUCAGGAUUAGGUAUUAAAAAAUUGGCUACAGUAUAUUAAAAAAACCAAAAACAUAUAUAUAUAUAUAUUUCAGGUUAAUUUGGAGCACAAAACUAAGGAAUUAAAUUCGGAUUUUUAUUUUGCGUUUUCAAGCAAAAAUCAAGUAGUGGCCGCUUUUUGUUCUUCAUUGAUGGUGUUCGAUGAGAGCGUCGAUUAUCAGAACAUGCUUAGAGACUAAUUCCUCCCAUUCGUCUGUCCCUCUCUGUCCUCCUUCCCCGCAGGAGGUAAAGUGGGCGACCAGUUCUCCUCCUCCCCGCGCUUUUUACCUCAGCCUCUGUACAGCCGCAUCGUCGGAGUUAACUGUAAAAUAAUAGGUAUAGAUUCACCGAAUGUGUGAGGAAGCAUGCAUGCAAGGAACUCUGGCUGGUCACCCCAGCGCAGCUUAAAGACCACCAAAUUUUAUGCAUUCGUUUGUGGAGGAACAUUAAGAAAUUUAAUGCUUUUCUUUUUUUUUUUGUAAAUAACUUUCUUCUUUUCUUUUAUUUUUCUUUUCUUUUUAAAAAAAAAACUAAUGAAAACAAAACAAAACAAAAAUGUUGCACACAUACGUUUAACUCACUACUUUUUGCUUUGAUGUUCUGGAAGUUUUGAGGAAUGUUGCAGGGAACCCUUUAGUAGCACCGCUGAGAGAAAGCAAACACCGAACUCGCACUAACAGUAAACAUGCCCAUUCUGGUUCUGUUAAGUAAAAGGGGGCUUUAAAAACCACAUUGCCUCCUCCGAUUCAACUAAUUGACACUGCCACUCUAUUAUUUGUUUUUUUAAGUAUAUUCACAAUACAAAUCUAAAUCAUAAGAAUAGAUAUUGUAAGCUGUUCUUUCACCAUUCAGUUCGGAAGAGUCAAUUUACAGCAUUGGUCUCGGCAGUGACUCGUGUGCUUUUGUGCACAUUUUCCAUGAAAAGCCUCCUUCAGCGCCCACACACACCGUUUGAUCCGAUCUCACUUCAGAUUCUUUUCACACCCCUUCUUCAAAGGAAUCCUUUAGGAAAUAUCAGAUUUUUACGUGCUCUUGCUGAGACUUUGUGCACAGUAGAAAUAGGGUCUGCUUGGCAGAAAAUGCUGAAAAAUGUGGGGGGGAAUGAAUCCAGCGGACAUCUUCCUCUGUUUGUCUUCGCUUUAACUCUUAGAUUAAGUUUCCGUUUCAAAGUAGGAUGAAAACGAAUGUGGAUGUUACCCAAGAUAUCUCACUGCAACCUGUUCUGAUGAGAGAUUUGAAUGUAACAACAGGUCAGAUUUUCAAAAGCAUGUCAAGAUGAUUUUCACAUUUUAUUUUUUUAGUGGAUGAAGAAAAAAAAAAAGAUCUAGCAGAUGAGCUUUGAAUUGAUUCUGGUUCAAAAGGGUGAGCGACCUUGAAAGUUAGCAACUAACAAGCAUUCUUGCACUUGUAAAAUGUUUUAUUUUCUUGGUGUUGAUCUAAAAUUUAUUUAACAUGUACAUAUGCUGUAAACGGAAACAAAUUAUCCAUAUAACCUAUAUGUGUACAAGAAAUAUGUCUCUUUAUGUAAAAAACACAAAGUAUAAUAUAAUGAAAACAAAUAAAUAUGCUAAUUCA